This is a messenger RNA of Hipposideros armiger (great roundleaf bat), 4004 nucleotides long. RefSeq names its product glutamate ionotropic receptor NMDA type subunit 2C (gene GRIN2C). Gene Ontology annotation, biological process: monoatomic ion transport. Gene Ontology annotation, molecular function: ligand-gated monoatomic ion channel activity; signaling receptor activity. Gene Ontology annotation, cellular component: membrane. The record is from RefSeq and is a predicted model, not a curated record. Bases 184 to 3591 code for a protein of 1135 amino acids. NCBI's taxonomy places the organism in Eukaryota, Metazoa, Chordata, Mammalia, Chiroptera, Hipposideridae. The transcript is spliced from 12 exons.
AGCUCCCACAACAGUGGUUCUCCAUCCUCACAGUGCUUUAGAAAAACACUCAAGUCCAAUGUCCCAUCUCUGAGAUUCCAAUUCAGCUAGUCUGGGGCAGCAGUUCCCAAACUAGCGGGCUCAAGAAUCUCCUGAAGAGCUUGUUGAAAUACAGAUUCCCAUCCCCAGAGAUUCUGAUCCAGUAUGUGUGCGAUGCGCCCCAGCAUCUGCGUUUCCAACAAGCUCCCAGGUGACGCUGAUGUUGUGCUCCAGCACUGGUCGGGUCGGGGCCAUGCAAGAGAGCCGGGCUCCGCCUUCCUACAGUUAGGCGUGUCCCUGGAGCAGCAGCUGCAGGUGCUGUUCAAGGUGCUGGAGGAGUACGACUGGAGCGCGUUCGCCGUGAUCACCAGCUUGCACCCGGGCCACGCCCUCUUCCUCGAGGGCGUGCGCGCUGUCGCCGACGCCAGCUACCUGGGCUGGCGGCUGCUGGACGUGCUCACGCUGGAGCUGGGUCCCGGAGGAACGCGCGCGCGCGUCCAGCGCCUGCUGCGCCAGAUCGACGCCCCGGUGCUGGUGGCGUACUGCUCACGCGAGGAAGCCGAGGUGCUCUUCGCUGAGGCGGCGCAGGCCGGCCUGGUGGGACCUGGGCACGUGUGGCUGGUGCCCAACCUGGCACUGGGCAGCACUGACGCGCCCCCCGCCGUCUUCCCUGUGGGCCUCAUCAGUGUUGUCACCGAGAGCUGGCGCCUUAGCCUGCGCCAGAAAGUUCGCGACGGCGUUGCCAUCCUGGCUCUGGGUGCCCACGGCUACCAGCGCCAGUAUGGCGCCCUGCCUGCCCCGGCUGGGGACUGCCUCAGCCAGCCUGGGCCCGUCAGCCCUGCCCGGGAGGCCUUCUACAGCUGUCCCCUCUUGUGCCCACAGCUGAGCAGAGAGUCCCUUCUUUCCUUUACCCAAUCCCUCAUCCUUCAGGUCUCAGCUGAAACAUCUCCAUUGGGAAGCCUUCCAGGUCCCCCAGGUUGGGUGGGGCGCUGGGACCAUGGCAUCCUCCACAUGAAGUACCCAGUGUGGCCUCGCUACAGUGCCUCCCUGCAGCCCGUGGUGGACAGCCGGCACCUGACAGUGGCCACGCUGGAAGAGCGGCCCUUUGUCAUUGUGGAAAGCCCCGACCCUGGCACAGGCGGCUGCGUGCCCAACACUGUGCCCUGCCGCAGGCAGAGCAACCACACCUUCAGCAGCGGUGACACAGCCCCCUAUACCAAGCUCUGCUGUAAGGGCUUCUGCAUUGACAUCCUCAAGAAGCUGGCCAAGGUGGUCAAGUUUUCCUAUGACCUGUACCUGGUGACCAACGGCAAGCACGGCAAGAGGGUGCGCGGCGUGUGGAACGGCAUGAUCGGGGAGGUGUACUACAAGCGGGCAGACAUGGCCAUCGGCUCCCUCACUAUCAACGAGGAGCGCUCCGAGAUCGUGGACUUCUCCGUGCCCUUCGUGGAGACGGGCAUCAGUGUGAUGGUGGCUCGCAGCAAUGGCACCGUGUCCCCCUCAGCUUUUCUGGGUGCGGCUCGGGUGGGCAGGGGUGGCUCUGGGGCAGAGGGACCCACGACAUGGAUGAGUGGGGACAGGAGCUGUGGAGUUGGGUGGGCUGAGAUCGGAGCCCCUCGAUUCUGGGCAAGGGGAGCCCCAGUGUCUACUCUCUCGCCCUCAGAGUCUGGGGGCCCGUCCUUCACCAUCGGCAAGUCUGUGUGGCUGCUGUGGGCACUGGUCUUCAACAACUCGGUGCCCAUCGAGAACCCCCGGGGCACCACCAGCAAGAUCAUGGUCCUGGUCUGGGCCUUUUUCGCCGUCAUCUUCCUUGCCAGCUACACUGCCAAUCUGGCUGCCUUCAUGAUCCAAGAGCAGUACAUCGACACUGUGUCUGGCCUCAGUGACAGAAAGUUUCAGCGGCCUCAAGAUCAAUACCCACCCUUCCGCUUCGGCACAGUGCCCAAUGGCAGCACAGAGCGGAACAUCCGCAGCAACUACCGUGACAUGCACAGCCACAUGGUCAAGUUCAACCAGCGCUCGGUGGAGGACGCACUCACCAGCCUCAAGAUGGGGAAGCUGGACGCCUUCAUCUAUGAUGCCGCUGUUCUCAACUACAUGGCGGGCAAAGACGAAGGCUGCAAGCUGGUCACCAUUGGCUCUGGCAAGGUCUUUGCCACUACCGGCUACGGCAUCGCCAUGCAGAAGGACUCCCACUGGAAGCGGGCCAUAGACCUGGCGCUCCUGCAGUUCCUGGGGGACGGGGCGACACAGAAGCUGGAGACGGUGUGGCUCUCCGGGAUCUGCCAGAACGAGAAGAACGAGGUGAUGAGCAGCAAGCUGGACAUCGACAACAUGGCCGGCGUGUUCUACAUGCUGCUCGUGGCCAUGGGGCUGGCCCUGCUGGUCUUCGCCUGGGAGCACCUGGUCUACUGGAAGCUGCGUCACUCGGUGCCCAACACGUCCCGGCUGGACUUCCUGCUGGCCUUCAGCAGGGGCAUCUACAGCUGCUUCAGCGGGGUGCAGAGCCUGGCCAGCCCGGCGCGGCCACCCAGCCCGGACCUCACGGCCAGCUCGGCCCAAGCCAGCGUGCUCAAGAUGCUGCAGGCGGCGCGCGACAUGGUGACGACGGCGGGAGUGAGCAGCUCUCUGGACCGCGCCACGCGCACCAUUGAGAACUGGGGCAGCCGCCGCGCGCCCCCGCCUCCCGCCUGCCCCGGCCCUCGGCCGCCUACCCCUGGCCCGCCCCCCAACCGGAGCCCCAAGGGUUGGGGUCCACCAGGCGGGGGACGCACCGCACUGGGGCGCAGGGCCUCGCAUCCGCCGGGACGCCCCGGGACACCAGGGCCGCCCCUGACGGAUGUUUCCCGGGUGUCGGGCCGGCGGGCCUGGGAGGCGAAGUGGCCCUUGCGGACCGGUCGUGGAGGGCGGCACCUCUUGGCCUCUGAGCUGUGCGCGCUCCCGGAGCGCCCCCUGUCGCCCAAGCGCUGCCACUAUAGCUCCUUCCCUCGAGCCGACCGAUUGGGGCGCCCCUUCCUCCCGCUCUUCCCAGAGCCCCCGGAGCCCGAGGACCUGCCCCUGCUUGGGCCAGAGCAGCUGGCUCGGAGGGAGGCCCUGCUGCACGCUGCUUGGGCCCGGGGCCCGCGCGCGCGCCAUACUUCCCUGCCCAGCUCGGUGGCCGAGGCCUUCGGCCGGCCCAGUUCACUGUCCGCAGGGUGUGUCCACCUGUCGUGUGGGACCUUGGCGCAGGCUCAGUCGAUGCGGCUGCCAACUUACCGGGAGGCCUGUCAAGAAGGCGUGUGGGCAGGGGUCUCCGCCUGGCCACACAGACAGCAUUCCUGCCUCCAUGCCCAUGCCCACCUGCCCCUUUGCUGGAGGGCUGUUUGCCCUCAUCUCCCACCCUGUGCCAGCCACAGCCCCUGGCUCACUGGGGCCCGGGGGCCUCCAGGGCACAGGGGCAGGACUCUGGAGCUGAGCACAGGCUACAGGGACAAUGGGGGGCUGGAAGAGGUCAGAAGGGUGGCUUGUGGGACGCACAGCUUCCUGGGACCUUGCACUUGGAGGCGGAUCAACAGCUUGGAGUCAGAAGUGUGAGGUGUCGGCUACUCUGGUUCCUGGUCAGCUGGAUUCUCCACCAGGCACUGCCAGGGUUAGGGGGCAGGCAGGCUUGGACUUUUCUGACUUCUGUCAUGAACUCCUGGCUGUGGGGCCUAUGACAAUGUCUUCCAUGGUCAGUUCAGUAACCUCAGCAGCCUCAGGUCCUGGUGUGGGCUCGGUUCUUGCUGUCCUCUUAUCAUGCAAAGCCCUUCCCACUGGACCUGGAGUCACAGGGAUCGGUGGGGUCCCCUGCCCGGCUGUUAGCCAGUUCCUGGUCAUGGCUGCUGGGGUCUUGGUGUGGGAACACAGAGGCUGUAACUCAGGGUUGGGGCAGGACUGUUCCACUCCUCGAUCUACUGGCUGGAGUUUCUUCUCAGAGUGCUGCCAUAUUAAACAAACCUUUUACAACC